CACAAGACUCCUCCGAAUAGCGAUCUGUAUUUUGCCCAGCCUCUCCCUCUCACUCUCCCCUUUGCUGCGAUUAUGGAGAGGCUUCUGCUUCUCAGAUCCUUCGGCACGGCGUCGGAUCUGUCACUCCAUGCGGUGAGAGCAUACGUGGAGCGGGACUACGAGAUCGCCGUCGAAUUGUUCACCCGAGCAAUUUCAUUGAGCCCUGAGGACGCCCAGCUAUUCAGCGACCGCGCUGAGGCCCAUCUGAUGCUCGGCAACUUCACCGAGGCGGUUGCCGAUGCAAGCAGAGCAAUUGAGUUAGAUCCUUCAAUGUCUAAAGCAUACUUUCGCUUGGGCAAUGCCUUUUAUGAGCUCAAAAAGUAUCAGACUGCCAAAGCAACAUUGGAAGUAGGUUCUUCUCUGGCUCCUGCGGAUGCAAAAAUUACCGAUUUAAUCAAGAGGUGUGACGAGCAUAUUGCAGAGACAUAUGGUGAGAUACUCAACCCCCCACUUGGGAAGGCCUCAACCCAUGUGGUACCCGUGGAAGGUGGUCAGGAAAGUGGUCACAUUGUGAAUGAGGUUCCCACUCAGGCGACUUCAAAUCAAAAUACAGGCGAGGAACUUAGGAUUUGCUACAUUGAUGCAAGUCCUGAUCGGGAUGCGCGGCAAAGUCUUCUGUCCUAAGGUUUUGGCUUCAGGUGUGACUGCUGUCUGUGUUUAUCUGGAGACUAGAAGGAUUUCUGAUAUGAAGUAUCGGCAAAGGAAGACAUGAGAUUUUUCCUACUCUCUCGCAUUCAUUAGCAAUAGAUUCUGCUGCUAUUCUUUUAUCUUUCAGCUUGUGUAAAAGUCUAGGCGUUGCAUACAACUUCAGUAAAACUGAAAGCCUUUCAAGCUACUUAAAUUUAGUGAAGUCCCCCUUGUGCA
Molecule: messenger RNA, 903 nt
Organism: Syzygium oleosum
Lineage: Eukaryota; Viridiplantae; Streptophyta; Magnoliopsida; Myrtales; Myrtaceae
Product: protein SGT1 homolog
Exons: 5
Coding region: 73-663 (196 amino acids)
Biological process (GO): defense response to fungus; protein stabilization
Cellular component (GO): nucleus; cytoplasm
Molecular function (GO): protein-folding chaperone binding
Source: RefSeq, a predicted model, not a curated record